Cladophialophora psammophila CBS 110553 is the source of this 1755-nucleotide messenger RNA. RefSeq lists its product as uncharacterized. Gene Ontology annotation, cellular component: lipid droplet. Gene Ontology annotation, biological process: lipid storage. Lineage: Eukaryota; Fungi; Ascomycota; Eurotiomycetes; Chaetothyriales; Herpotrichiellaceae. The transcript has a single exon. Bases 1 to 1755 code for a protein of 584 amino acids. Gene Ontology annotation, molecular function: lipase activity. The record is from RefSeq and is a predicted model, not a curated record.
AUGCCGCCGGCGCCGCUAGAAUCGCGGCUUUCAGCUAAUAUCUUCCUGCACGUUCCGCCGCUGCCGCCGCGACAGUCGUUACUAAGGUCGACAUCGACGGGGAAGAAGGAGGAGGCAGAGGAGAGGGAGAGAGAUAGGGAGAAGGGAAAAAAGAAAUCGAGGCGGACGCUCGUCUUCUUCAUUCCUGGUAAUCCCGGCUUGGUUGGGUAUUAUCAUCCAUUUCUGGCGCUUGUUGCUCGCGGGCUGCGCGGGGCUGAGCCUGAGAGUGGGCAUCAGGAUGGAGACGGAAAUCAGGAUGGCGAGAGGGGUGAGAGGAGGGCGGCGGCGGUGGUGGUCGCGGGUAUGAGUUUGGGUGGGUUUGAUGUCGACGAGGAAUCACCUCGGAGUAGGAAUAACGACGACGGCGACAACAACAACGACAACAACAAAAGAAAGAACGGCGAGGAGGAGCAGGAGGAGGAAGGAGCUGGUGAUGAUUAUGAAUGGAACGAGGAUGAUGGUCGGGAGGAGGAGGGGACCGUGAUCUCAACAUCUCUUGGGUGUCAGUGUUCAAUGCUCGCGGAGGACAGAGAACUGCUCCACCCGCCCUCGUUCCGCUUUCGAUCUCGCCAUGGCCAGCGGCACGAAGAUCGUGGGAACGCAGACAGGAAAGACAACGGGAGGACAGUGGGGGAACAACGCAAGAUCUACCCGUUGCGCGAACAGAUCGAACUCAGUUACGCCAGGGUGGAAUACCUGGUUCAGAGAAUGCAAGAGGAGAGAAGCUUGGUUGGAAACAUCUCUGAGCAAGAAGAGCCCGUCGAAGUCGUCCUGAUGGGCCAUAGCGUCGGGGCGUACAUCGCUUUAGAGCUCGUGAGGCUGUGGCACGAAAGGCACCAUCAUCAGCAGCAGCAGCAGUCGCCGCCACCGCCGCCGCCGCUCGGUCCUUCGCGCAGCGCCGAUUUCGAUGGGAAGGACGACGACGACGACAACAACACAUCCAGCUCGAUCUUGGACUUGCCACAGACCAGGAACGGACCUCUAUCAAGCCCGAGCUGGUCAAUAUCAACAUGCAUCCUCCUUACUCCGACAAUCCAAGACAUCCACCUCUCCCCCUCCGGCCGAAUAGCCACUCCUCCUCUACGCUACCUCCCUUUCCUCCCGAGCCUAGCACACAUGCUUCUCCACGCAAUUCUCUUGAGACUCCUCCCUUUGGCGUGGUUUUCCUGGCUCGUCUCUGGCGCGACCGGGAUGGAAAAGGGGAGUCAUGGCUUUGAGACCACGAUGGCCUUUUUGAGGAGUAAGAGAGGCGUCAAACAGGCCCUGUUCAUGGCGAGAGGGGAGAUGAAUGAGAUCAGGAGGGACAAGUGGGGAGAGGAGGUUUGGGGCGCGAGUCACAGUGGCGCAUGGACCGCUAAGGAUGGCCAUGGGAGCAGCGCGAAGAGUCCCAGGCUGUUUUUCUGGUUUGCGAAGAAAGACCAUUGGAUUGCCGACGUUACAAAGGAAGCAAUUUUCGAAAGCCGAGCUGCCGAUGUUGGUGUUCAGAGAGAGCAUGUUACAGGGCCUCAGUCGAGUUCAGAGUUUGUGGAGACUGAGGAGGUGGAAUUCACGGGACAAGAUAAGGACAGCAAGAAGAUGACAGGAGCAGCGACAAUGCGAAUCCUGGAAACAGAAGCGAUGGUCCAUGCAUGGUGUUUGAAUCAGAGCGAAUAUGUGGCAAGACGAGUGAGCGGCUGGCUUAUGGAACUCCUGGAUCAAGACAAUAGGCUGCUCUGA